Sorex araneus (European shrew) is the source of this 2583-nucleotide messenger RNA. It is a transcript of the gene RNF115, whose product is annotated as ring finger protein 115. The record is from RefSeq and is a predicted model, not a curated record. Bases 208 to 1128 code for a protein of 306 amino acids. Gene Ontology annotation, molecular function: ubiquitin protein ligase activity. The transcript has 9 exons. Gene Ontology annotation, biological process: ubiquitin-dependent protein catabolic process; protein ubiquitination; positive regulation of DNA-templated transcription. Gene Ontology annotation, cellular component: cytoplasm; nucleoplasm. Lineage: Eukaryota; Metazoa; Chordata; Mammalia; Eulipotyphla; Soricidae.
ACUGAGCGAUCAGGCGGGCAGCGGCGGGCGCGCGCGCCUCCCAGCGGGUCUCGGGAGUCUGGGGGCGGGCCUAGGCCGCGCUGGCUCACGUGACUGCCGGGGGCCGGGCCUCGGCCGCGCCGGCCCCCUGGGCGAGUGGCGGCGGAAGGCGGGCGCCGGGCUGCGGACGCGCCGGCCGCGCUUUCGGGACGGCGGCGACCGAGGAAGAUGGCGGAGGCGUCGGCGGCCGGGGCGGGCGCGGGGGCCACGGUGGCCGCGCACCGCUUCUUCUGCCACAUCUGCAAGGGCGAAGUCAGCCCCAAGCUCCCGGAAUAUAUUUGUCCCAGAUGUGAAUCAGGCUUUAUUGAAGAAGUGACAGAUGACUCCAGUUUUUUAGGUGGUGGUGGUAGCCGGAUAGACAGUAGCACAGCAACACAUUUUGCAGAGCUCUGGGACCAUUUGGACCACACCAUGUUUUUCCCAGAUCUUAGACCAUUUUUAAGUAGCAAUCCACUGGACCAAGAUAGUAGAGCUAAUGAGAGGGGCCAUCAAACUCACACUGACUUUUGGGUACCAAGUCGACCUCCACGGGUCCCAAUGACUCGAAGAUACAGAUCACGAGGAAGCACUCGUCCAGAGAGAUCCCCAGCUAUUGAAAGAGUGAUACAACAGAUCUUUGCAGAAUUCUUUGCAAAUUCUGCAAUUCCUGGAUCCCCACACCCCUUUUCCUGGAGCGGGACGCUGCACUCCAACCCUGGGGACUAUGCCUGGGGUCAGACAGGGCUUGAUGCCAUUGUAACCCAGCUUUUAGGACAACUGGAAAACACAGGCCCUCCGCCAGCUGACAAGGAAAAGAUCGCGUCUCUGCCAACAGUGCCAGUGACUCAAGAACAAGUCGAUACAGGUCUCGAGUGCCCAGUUUGCAAAGAAGAUUACACAGUGGAAGAGGAGGUCCGGCAGCUGCCCUGCAACCACUUCUUCCACAGCAGCUGCAUUGUGCCCUGGUUAGAGCUGCACGACACGUGUCCCGUAUGUAGGAAAAGCUUAAAUGGUGAGGACUCGACCACACGGCAUGGCCAGAGCUCAGAGGCCGCUGCUGGCAGCAGACUGAGCGGUGACAGCCAGCCCCAUGACCGAUGGACUUUCUGAAGCCAGAGACUGUCUGAGCCAGGCCAUGGGGCCUCUCCUCACGGCCGUGAAUUGUAUCAAAACUAAAAACCAGUAGGUGGAUCUAGGAACUGCAUAUAACCCCCCCCCAAUAAUAUUAAUGCAAUGAGUGUUUUUCUUCUCUAAAUUUAAAGUUAGUCUCUGCAGAUGGAAUUGUAUCUUCAACCAAAUGCCUCUUACUCCCGAAUUCAGAUGAUUUUAUAAGCGUGAAACUUAAUUAUGUGGGUUCCCCCCACCAGAGUAGAAUCUGUUCCUUAAAGUCUAGCUUGUCCUCCGCUCUGCCAUGUUCCCUUCUAAUGGGCCUUCCCGUUGCCUCCUGCAGUGUCUGCUAACAUUCAUGCAUUUCGUAGUGACCACGGUGGAGCCACAGCCCCAGAGUCCUGCUGAUCUAAAAGUUCUUUCAUUUUUUUAUUGUGAAAAAGUAGUUACUCUUGGCCACCUUAUUCAUAAGGUGAAGUCCGAUUAAUUCCGGAAUCUGUGAUGAAUGAUCUUGACUCUUCAGAGAGCAAGAUUGUGGUGGGAAGGAGAGAAUGGCGUAUCAUUGUGUACUUUGGUUUUCUCAUUCCCAUUUUUAUAGACUGCUCCCAUGAUGCAGUUUCCCCAGAAACCAGCCUGACAGGGCUUCGUCUCCUUGGGCCGGAGUCUGAGUCUGGUCCCUUUCUGCGGGCGAGACGGGCGGCAAAGAGGCACACGUGGAGACAUGUGAAGUCUUCAGUUCUGAGAGUUUUUAGUGACCUUUUUCUGGUUCUGAGGUUCAUUGUUUGGUGGUGUUUUUUUGUCUGGGGGGCCAUGAAAGUCAUUUCCCACCUGGAAGUAGAAUCACUUCACGACUGCUUCUCCUUGUCAAGUCAUUGUCUUUCAUAAUAUCUCGGGUUUGCGGAGUUCAGGUUUUACAUGGUCUCGUAUUACUUUUGAAGCCUUGAUUUCAUCUGUGAACUUUUUCUCUUCUUAGCUCUGGCUAUUCUGGGAGUCGUGCUGACCAGGAGCAUGCUCAACAGGCCCGGGUUGGGGAGAGGCAGGCAUUCUUCUUCCUGCCCCGCUGGGCCCGUGCAUGGGGACAUGCUCUGAGAGCUUUUAGAGGGUUCAAAGAAAAUAAAUGAAUUCAAGAACGUUGAUGCAAUUUCAAAAUUUCAAAAGGAAAUGACGGGGAAACGUGACCCGUAGCCGGGGCCCCCAGCUGUGCUGGGGCAUCUCCCUGUAGAGUCACGUCAGUCCUCGGGCAUUGCGUCUCGGGUUUGCUGACUCCUGUACACUGAUCCUAGGGAUGAGGGGAGAGGGGUGUAGAUGUAUCUUAGUAUGUACUUCUGUAGAUGGUUAAGGACUAGGGGAGGGAAGGGCACACAGAGAGGGACUAGAUGAAUUUGUAGCCUUCCCCUGAGAGUUGUGACCAUAAGGUUUGAUUCAGGUUGGGCCCUGAGGGAAUAAAGAUGUUUUCUC